Molecule: messenger RNA, 1326 nt
Organism: Gallus gallus (chicken)
Lineage: Eukaryota; Metazoa; Chordata; Aves; Galliformes; Phasianidae
Gene: RPP38
Product: ribonuclease P/MRP subunit p38
Exons: 2
Coding region: 269-1150 (293 amino acids)
Biological process (GO): tRNA 5'-leader removal
Cellular component (GO): ribonuclease MRP complex; nucleolar ribonuclease P complex; fibrillar center
Molecular function (GO): ribonuclease P activity; ribonuclease P RNA binding
Source: RefSeq, marked validated
GCGGGGCGGGGCGGGCCGCGCUCGGCGCCGGGCGGAUUGGUGCUGCUGGCGUGCUCGGGCCGGUGUAGGCCGUAGGGGAGCGCUGAGGCCGAGUGGGACCGCGGCGUGGCGACCGCGCUGAGCGGAGUGCGAGUGCGUUUAACCCCCCCGUCCGCCCGGCGCGUUUUAAGGGCGUUGCGGUGGCGCCGCGCCUUGACUGCGUUCUGUUUGUCCUCGUCAGGAGCUGGCGGGAGGCUCUCACGAAGCGCUUGGAAACGGGAGUUUUCGAAUGGAGCUAGGUGGCGAAACAGAACAGAACCCGAAGACGCCUGUAAUUCCACAGGGCACAGCAUCGCUUCGUAAAGCGAAGAAAACCACUGUAAAAACAUGCCUAGAUAACCCCUUUGUUAUUCAGUGGAAAGCCAUAGAUGGAGAUGGCAUGCGUUUCAUAUUGCAGACCUUAGAAGAAAAGAUUAAACGUAUUGGACUUAAAAAGAUAGAGACUCCAAGAAAGAAAAAACGUUCCGUUACAAAAAACCAAGUGGAAAGCAAGUGUGAUGGUAGCAACAGCGAGCUCCCUGCUGAAGAAGAAACAGAAGGCCAUCAACAAGCGCCAGGAUGGACUGACAUGGGCAUCAGAAGACAGCUUGCUAUUGGAAUUAACGAAGUUACAAAAGCACUGGAGAAAAACGAACUGCUUCUCUUGCUGGUGUGCAAGUCUGCAAAACCUGCCAUGAUCACAUCCCAUCUUAUUCAGCUGAGCGCAAGCCGAGCCACGCCGGCAGGCCAGGUGCCCCGCCUCAGCGAAACGGUAGCACCGCUUCUGGGCUUAACGUCCAUUUUAGCGCUAGGCUUCAAAAGGCGGUCUGAUAAAUUUACUGAUGUAGUAGAAGCAAUAAUUCCAAAGAUACCCGCUUUGGAAGUGCCGUGGUUUCAGUACCAAACUGGAGGAUCUGCAGCAUGUGCAGAGUUGUCAGAAACUGAUGAAGCUGAGCAGCUUGCAGAGACGCCGGCGGAGGAGCUCUCAAGCCAGAAGCGGAAGCGUACAGAAAGCAAUCAGCUCGAUCUUUCACGUGUAAUUUUGCAGCCUUUGAAAAUCAAGAAAGUUGUUCCAAAUCCAAAUAAGAUAAAGAAGCCACCUCGCAGAAAGAAAAAAGCUUUUUCAGCAUAACUGAUUUUAGUUCAGUUCUUCAGAUCACAGUCAUUUUUUUUUUUUUACUGCCUAUGGAGUACAGCUGUAACUGGACUACUUUGUUAAGCUUUAACAGUGUAAAGCAGUUGAACUCAGGGUUAACUCACGUACGACGCAUCCAGCUGAGGUUCUUUCUGCUUUAAUAAAGAAUACGG